Pteronotus mesoamericanus is the source of this 3605-nucleotide messenger RNA. RefSeq names its product zinc finger protein 264-like. Gene Ontology annotation, molecular function: DNA-binding transcription factor activity, RNA polymerase II-specific; RNA polymerase II cis-regulatory region sequence-specific DNA binding. The transcript is spliced from 4 exons. Lineage: Eukaryota; Metazoa; Chordata; Mammalia; Chiroptera; Mormoopidae. The coding region runs from base 327 to 2180 and encodes 617 amino acids. Gene Ontology annotation, cellular component: nucleus. The record is from RefSeq and is a predicted model, not a curated record. Gene Ontology annotation, biological process: regulation of transcription by RNA polymerase II.
UCCGGGUUUCCUCCCCGGACGCCAUUUGCCUCUGCGGUUCGGUCCCCGGUGGCCCUUACUAUCAGGACGCGGGGCCGGCCCCUGCCCUCAGGCCUUUCGUCGGUUCCCUUUCCCGAGCAGGGGAGGCGGGCCGGCCUCACCUUCGCGCCUGUGUCCGGGCCGUGAUUCCCCUGGCCGCUCAUCGGGCCGCGACCUCCCCGGGACCUGUGCGCUCGCCCUUCAUCCCCGCUGUCGUCGAGGGCCGCGCCCUGUCCACGAAGGACACUGCGGCCCUGAGUGCGACGGUCAGCCGAGGGCGCCGGUGGUCUUCGCCCCACGGUCGCACGAUGGCGGCGUCGCCGACCCGCCAGGCGCAGGUGUCUGUGUCCUUCGAUGAUGUGGCCGUGACCUUCACGCAGGAGGAGUGGGGGCAGCUGGACCUGGCCCAGAGGACCCUGUACCAGGAGGUGAUGCUGGAGACCUGCAGGCUCCUGGUGUCUCUGGGGUGUCCUGUUCCCAGUCCUGAGCUGGUCCACCAGCUGGAGUACAGGCAGGAGCUGCGGAUUGUGAAGAAGGACCUCUCCCAAAGCACCUGUCCAGGUGACAAAGAAAAACUCAGGAACACAGAACCUAUCACCUGUGAGCCUGCCCUGCCUGAGAGAUUCUCACUCGAGGAACAACUAACACAAAAAUUUGCACAGGACUCCCGGGUGAAUCAGGCCAAGGAUCGGGAUGGCCCAUCAGAAGUGUCCGUGCAGGAAGGACACCUGAGAUCAGGAAACCCUGAACGUGGGGGCUUAGGGCCACUUGACAGUGUGUGUUCGGGGAUUGUGAGGGAGCCAGUUCCUCAGGGAGGUGCUCUUCCUGAUCAUGACUCACAUGAAUUUGGUAAAGAUUCCAUGGUUCAGGAAGAGGAAAACCUCUUUAAGUGCGGUGAAUGUGGGAAGGUGUUUAAUAAGAAACACCUUCUUGCUGGACAUGAAAAGAUUCACUCUGGAGUAAAGCCCUACGAAUGCACAGAGUGUGGGAAAACGUUUAUUAAGAGCACACACCUCCUGCAACACCACAUGAUCCACACAGGGGAGAGGCCCUAUGAGUGCCUGGAGUGUGGGAAGGCCUUCAACCGGAAGUCGUACCUUACCCAACACCAGCGCAUUCACAGUGGAGAGAAGCCCUAUAAGUGCACUGAAUGUGGAAAGGCCUUCACCCACCGCUCCAAUUUUGUUUUGCAUAAGAGGAGACACACUGGAGAAAAAUCCUUUGUCUGCAAAGAAUGUGGGCAAGUGUUUCGACACAGGCCAGGGUUUCUUCGGCAUCACAUCAUCCACAGCGGCGAGAAUCCUUACGAGUGCUUCGAGUGUGGCAAGGUCUUCAAACACAGGUCCUACCUCAUGUGGCACCAGCAGACUCACACCGGGGAGAAGCCCUAUGAGUGCAGCGAGUGUGGGAAGGCGUUCUGUGAGAGUGCAGCCCUCAUUCACCACUACGUCAUCCACACUGGGGAGAAGCCCUUUGAAUGCCUCGAGUGUGGGAAGGCCUUCAACCACAGGUCAUACCUCAAGAGGCACCAGCGGAUCCACACUGGCGAGAAGCCUUUUGUGUGCAUGGAAUGUGGUAGGGCCUUCACCCACUGCUCCACUUUUAUCUUACAUAAGAGGGCCCACUCUGGAGAGAAACCUUUUGAGUGUAAAGAAUGUGGGAAAGCCUUCAGCACUAGGAAAGACCUCAUUCGGCACUUCAGCAUCCACACUGGAGAGAAGCCCUAUGAGUGCGGUGAGUGUGGCAAGGCCUUUAACCGCAGGUCAGGCCUCACGCGGCACCAGCGGAUUCACAGUGGAGAGAAGCCCUAUGAGUGCAUGGAGUGCGGGAAAUCCUUCUGCUGGAGCACCAACCUCAUUCGACACGCCAUCAUCCACACUGGAGAGAAGCCCUACAAGUGCAGCGAGUGUGGAAAGGCCUUCAGCCGCAGCUCAUCCCUCAGUCAGCACCAAAGGAUGCAUUCUGGGAGAAACCCUGUCAGUGUAACAGAAGUGGGAAGACCCUUCGCAAGUGGGCAGACUGCACUCACUCUCCGAGAACUCCUGUUGGGGAAAGACUUUUUGAAUGUAAACACUGAGGGAAAUCUUUUGCCGGAGAAAACAGCUACCACGGCAUCUGGUAGUACAUACCAAAGAGAGACCCCACAAGAAUCUUCGCUGUGAGAAAACCUUUUGUUGCUGAUCAUCACUUGUCACUGGAAGACACAUUUUAGAAACUGACACAGCCUAGAGCCUUAUUCUGCAUCUGAGAAUUCACCUGUGAGGGAGUGAUCAGCCUUACUGUGCACCAAGGAAAACCUUCCCCUCCAAUUUUUCACUUAGUUUGCAUUGUGGUGUAUCUCAGGAAUUUUCUGUUUUUGUUUUUGUUUUUGUUUUUGUUUUAAAGAAAGAGGAGACUUAGAAGAGAAAAUGCAAUGAGACUUCUCUGUUAAAGCCUACAGCACUUUGUCAUGGAUUACCUAGUUUACUUGGGGCAAGAAUAAUGUUUUAGGGGCAAAGGGCCUUCAUCCUUUAUGUAUUUUGUAUACAUUCAUAGCGAUCCAAUGUUAAGUGAGUUAGACAGUUGAGGGUGGGUAUUUAAGACCAUAAGGAUACACGUACAAAUGAGCAUAUUUUAUUCCAGUUAAGACUAUUAAGGCUUUGAUUUUUAAAAAACAAACCUUUAUGUAGUAGUUUUAAAACCUAAGACUUUUUCUUAAUCCCAAUUUAUUGUUUUGUUUCUGUAGCUAGACUGUAAAUCUUAAAAUUGAGUAAAGUGAUUCCACUCUGUUAUUUGAAAUUGACCUAGCUUUUAUAGUUCCUUUAACUUUUCAUAUAAAUCUUGAGAUUGUCUAGUCUUAUAAAAAAAAAGUCUUACUCAUUUUGAUAGAAAUUGAUUUACACAGGAGGUCAGUUUGAGAGUCAGCAUCAUGAACAAGCACAUGAUAUAACUACAUUUAUUUAAGUCACCUUUGGUUUAUUUUAUUAGCAUUUUAUAAUUUUCAGCAUUCAAGUUCUGAAAAUUUUUGUUAGCAUAUCUAGGCUUUUAUUUUUGAGUGAGAGUAAGUGGCAUAGAUUUUAAAUUUUUAUACAAAGGGUGUACAUGCUCUUUGGUAGUACACAGAAAUGUAAUUGUUUUGGGGGUAUUUUGGUAUCCUGCAGCCUUGUAGAACUCACUUCUUAUUAGCCAUUUCUUUGGAUAGAAACUUUGGGAUUUUCUACCUAGAAAUGUCAGCUGCAAAUACAGUUAUUUCUUCCUUUCCAAUUUGUAUACCUAUUAUUUCCUUUUCUUGUCUUAUUGCACUAGAUAGACCUUCCAGUAUGAAAUUGAAUAGUGUUGACGGGUUCCUGAUACUAGGGGGGGGAAUGUUCAGUUUUUCAUCCUUAAGUGUGAUAAUAGUUGUGAAUUGUUUUCAUAGUUUUCUUAUCAAGUUUAGAAAGUUUCCCUCUAUUCUUAAUUUGAAUGAGAAUUUUUUUAUUAUGAAUAAGUAUUAGAUUCUGUCAAAUGCUAUAUCAGUUGAUAUGAUGAUCCAAUUUUUGUCUCUGCAGCCUAUUGAUAUUACAGAAUUGCAAUGAUUUUGAAUAUUCAACCAGACUUGCAUUCUUGCA